Molecule: messenger RNA, 982 nt
Organism: Fragaria vesca subsp. vesca
Lineage: Eukaryota; Viridiplantae; Streptophyta; Magnoliopsida; Rosales; Rosaceae
Exons: 1
Coding region: 29-982 (317 amino acids)
Source: RefSeq, a predicted model, not a curated record
CUAUAUUUCAUCUCUUUCCUUUAAAAACAUGUCGAAAUCAAUGGGUUCCUCCCAAUUUUCUAAACCAGUAGCUCGUCUUCUUGUUCUUGUUCUUGUUCAGUUUCUCUUCUUAAGUAAUGUGUGUCUUGGAGCAAGAAAGCUAACGUCACUGUACCAACCUCCAACCAUGGCUCUAACCUACCACGGUGGCGCUUUGCUCCAAGGAGACCUCCCAGUCUCUAUACUCUGGUACGGGAACUUCUCGCCCGCCCAGAAAUCCAUCAUUGCCGACUUUCUUCUCUCCCUUAAUCACAAAGAUCAAAAGACAGCUAAGCCCUCAGUCACUCAAUGGUGGAACUCAGUCCAAACUUACAUGAAAAAAGCCGGCCAAAAACCAACCAAUGUUUCUCUUUCUACCCAACUCUCAGACCACAACUGCUCUCUGGGCAAAACCCUAAAAAAAUCUCAGAUCACCGAGUUGGCUCGCCGUGCCAACUUCGGCCGGGGAUGGUUGACACUUGUACUGACAGCACCAGAUGUAGCGGUGGAAGGGUUUUGCAUGCGCAACUGCGGGUUUCACGACUCGAACCGGAAGUCCAACUCGGUGUUCAUCUGGGUCGGAAACUCGGCGACUCAGUGCCCGGGUAAGUGCGCGUGGCCAUUCCAUCAGCCCAUAUACGGGCCACAAACCCCGCCGUUGGUUGCCCCCAAUGCUGACGUGGGGGUCGAUGGCAUGGUGGUAAAUAUCGCCACUCUUUUGGCGGGAACAGUGACAAACCCGUUUGCAAACGGGUUUUACCUCGGUUCAACAGAGGCGCCACUAGAGGCGGCUUCCGCUUGUACCGGGGUUUACGGCAAGGGGGCGUACCCAGGUUAUGCGGGAGAGCUGCUGGUGGAUGCAAACAGUGGCGCGAGCUACAAUGCGGUGGGCGUCAAUGGGUGGAAGUACCUCUUGCCUGCUUUGUUUGAUCCUUAUACUUCUCAGUGUGAGACCAUUGUGUGA